Messenger RNA from Hymenoscyphus albidus, 1329 nucleotides. The record is from the annotation of a GenBank genome assembly. Lineage: Eukaryota; Fungi; Ascomycota; Leotiomycetes; Helotiales; Helotiaceae.
AUGUCUUCAACCACCCGGGCAUGGCAAGUUUACCAAAACGACACCUCUAAAAACUUCAAAUCAGCAUGCGCAGCCAACCUUGUUCUUAAUGACAUCCCCAUUCCAACACCGGGCCAAAACUCGGUCUUGGUCCGUAUCCACGCCGUAGGCAUCAACUACCGCGAUGCCAUGGUCGUUGCCGGCGGCUACCCUCUUACAACUGCCCCUGGUUUAGUACCUUGCUGCGACGGUAAGUUCAUUCUUCUAAUUCAAAGCCCUUGUUCUCGCAGUUUCUAGACUUGAGACACUCCCCAACUUUGUUGGUGGUCUUGAUUAUUCCUAUAUCUCCGUACUCUCUAAAUAAACUUGAGUUGUUUCUGACUCCUCUUUCCGGGGUUUAGGGGCUGGAGAAGUCAUUUCAGUAGGACCCAAUUCUGUAUGGGCUGUCGGUGAUCAUGUUAUUCUCAAUCAAAGCCCAGAUUGGAAGGGUGGGGAUAACGAGGGAUGGAGAUGGACCAAUAUCCUCGGAGCGGGCGUUGUUCAAGGGAGCUUGACCCAGUAUAAGGUUCUGCUGGAUGAUUCGUUGGUUAGAAAGCCGAAGAAUCUUAGUUGGGUGGAAGCGGCAUCUUUGAGCUGUGCUGGAGGAACGGCUAUGAAUACUUUGGAUAGUAUACCUGCCAUUAAGGAAGGGACGACGGUUUUGACGCAGGGUACUGGCGGCGUCAGUUCGUUUAUAAUUCAGGCAUGUGGUUUCCUCGAAUUGAAUGGGUCUUACUCGGUCAUUAACGAACCUUUCUAGUUUGCCGCAGCAUUGGGGGCCACGGUCAUAGCCACCUCAUCCUCAGACGCCAAACUCCAAGAAGCGAAACAACUAGGAGCAUCCGAACUAAUCAAUUACAAGACCCACCCAGACUGGCACACAGAAGUCAAGCGCCUCACGAACGGGCGGGGAGUGGAUCUCGUCGCCGAUAUGGGUGGUGCCUCAACGAUCGAGCAAAGUAUUGCUUGCCUUCGUCAAGGUGGAACAGCUGCCCUAGUCGGCUUUUUAGGUGAACAAAAAGAGUCAAAUUUGAUAUUUCCGCUUGUUGAGAGGGCUAUAACUUGUAUGUUUCUUCAGUCCCCUUUGAAAAUUCAUAUAAGGGGUUCUUUUAGACUAAUUUGUAUCCGAUUAUAGUGCGAGGCAUUCUAGCCAUGAGCAGGCAGAACCUUCUUGAUAUGGUAGAGCUAAUCGAGAAGAAAGAUCUACACCCACCAAUUGGGGAGGUUUUUGAGUUUGAAGACGCGAAGAGUGCCUUUGCGAAAAUACUCAAGCAAGAUGUUCUUGGGAAGAUUGUGAUUAAAGUCGAAUAG